AUAAACUGGAAUAUCCUAUUGAUAAUAUGUAGAAUGUUGUAAAAAUCGUUGGUUUAUUAUGACGAUCGGGAGAUGGAUUAUUCUGUUGGUUUAUGGGAAAUACGUCCUUCAUUCAGAUGCUGUAUGCACCUACCCGACAGAUCUGAGAGGGGAUUGGUACUCGUCCUCAAAUGGAAUACUUACAUUUGAGAACUCCGCCAUUCAAGGUUUCAUCAGUGGAGCCACGCUCAUUGGCACGCAAAAUUACACGUGCGAAUUCGACGGUACGGGAGAUAGGUAUAUCGCAAAAGCCACCGUCCAGUUUUUCACAACAGUCAGUGGUGAUGUUUACCUAUGUAUGAACAUGGUCAAAGAGUCAGAUUCAAAGUACAUCGUAACGUACGAGUCAGAGAUUGACUCCACCACAAAUCAGCGGGAGGUUGUUAUACUUUCGGGAACUGGAAACGUGGCUACGGAGAGCACCAUUUGUAACAUAGUAGGUUCAUAUCCGACCGGAGCACAUGAAAUCUUCGUUAAUAAAGACUCGGUAGAGGACGCUGCCGUAACAUGUCCUGCCAUCCUUCAGAAUACACUUGACGUCGUAGUGUCCAACAAGUCAUGCACUAGAUCACAAUUAGACGGACAAACAGACACAACACGACUGUCUUUUACGUACUCCGACUGCGCCCAGGAGACACUUUUUUCAUCUAAUGGUCAGUUUAUCUGCUUGUACAGUUUUACCGAUGGAUCUUUUACCUACCUCAAUGUACUCAAUAACGAUUCCUCCAUUUACGAGCCUACAACAUACCGUUUCUCAUGCUUCGUUUUGGAGGCACAAGGAAGGCUUGUGUACGUGACACAACAUCCGGAAGUAUGUCAGUCUGGCCAGACGCCUUAUAAUGUGUCCUCAUCAGGGAGAAUCCUGGUGUUAAUUGACAACGACCCAGACACAGACAUGAGUGGUCAGAUCGCUGUAGGGGUCAUAAUCGGUCUUGUGGUUAUUUCGGUGUUAGGGUUCGGUGUGCUAUCAUUCAUCAGAUGGUUCAUCUACGGCAGCAGGAAGCGUAUCGAACCUGUACCAGACGCAGAAUCAAUGAAAGAAACAGCAAGAUACUAUUGGAAGUUUCUUAAAAAAAGGUUGACUGAAAAAGCAGAACCUUUCGAUGAUAUUCUUAAGAUCAUUAAUUUUAGGAAGAGAAGACUGCAACGAAAAGCGUUAUUGUCUAAGAGGGAUUCUUUUAUAAUGGAGUUAGAAGUGCAUGAGGAGACAAACGAAGAGUCGGAGUUUAGUGAUAUAGAAUUGACUGUUCCUAAAUCAGCUAUAAGACGAUUGCCAUCUAUGGAUCGUAAGAAAAUGGUGCAAUGGAUUGAUUGUAGCAAAUCAAGUGUGUCCUAUUUUCGGGCGAAACCAAUCUGGCAGAAAGACUGGGAAUCGUAUCGGGAUCCGUUUAAUAUGCAAAACAUAAACAGAGCUGAUACUCCCAGCACCAGUGCUCAAAGUGUAAGGACAGUGUCCGCAUUAAUGGACACGGGGGACAUUUCGUGGUACGAACCGGAGAAAAUUGAGAAAGGCUUGCUUAACACAAUGUGGAAACGAAUCUUUAAGUUGUUACCACAACUAGCAAAGAAGAAGGAACCGGAUUACUUCGGAAGUUGAUUUGUAAUUUGUAUUCUUCAUCUCCUACCAUUUUCAUGGACAAAAACUCUUAUGCAGAGAUAAACUCAUCACAAAAAACAUAGUUAUUUAAGAAACUUGAUCUAGAAUGUUCGUUAUAGUUAUUGAACAUCUGAUUUUAAGAAAACUAUGUAACAUGAUAAUUUGACAAAGACAAUAUUGCUUAGGAAUUUUGUGGAAGCCAUAGUCGAUUGCCAUUGAUAUAUUUCAAUCCGAAUUGUAGAUAUUUUAUCAAUGUUUUCUUAUUCACCUGGUGAAUGUUUAUUUCAUGCUUUGUGCUGAAAUAUUACUUUUCUGUGUAAAAUUGUAUAUUGUAUUUACCGUACCAAUUAUAAUGCUUCACUAAGAUCAUGGCGCAAAGAAAAAGGGGGAAAUGUUUUAAAAAGUAUCAACAAAUAUAUAAUGAUCAUGAUCAUUGUGGUCUUCAUCCUCGAAACCCCAGGGGCUACGCUCACUUACGCUCUCUGCACUCAUGGAAUAUGUCAUAGCAAAAUUGAAGGCACACGGCUGUUGGAUUGGUCUCGGGUAAAAACUGCUGACCAAACAGGAACAUCAAAGGAACAAAUAUAUUCAUAUUGUCUCAUCCUAAAGGUGGCAAACACUGAGCCUUCUAUUUCUUCAUGACAUAUUGCAGGUGUGCAGAGGCCGUACGUAAGCGCAACCCCUUGAGUAUCGAGGAUGAGCUGUUUUUCGAUUUAGACAAGUUUUGCUGUACCGAUAAUGUAAAAACAGAAAGAGGUCGUGUUUUCACUGUCAUAUCACCAAAUUGUCAUUUUCAGGCAAUUAAUCACUCUAUUUCAACUGAAUAUUUUUCAACUUCAAACAACAUUUGUUACAACUCGAGAAACUGACAUAUAACAUCUAUUUCACAAAAUCAUUUCAGUAUAUAAGGUGUUUAAUAUGUGAAUCAUGUGUUAUUGUUAGUAUAAUCAAUAUAGGGCCAAUCAUAAUGCUGAUUUGCCAGUAUCCCUUUCAAUUUAACGUCAUAUUGAGAUUCACUUUGGAGUGACCAUGCCGCAAUAUGUAGGAAAAUCUGCGGUUAAAACUGAAGUAAAACUCUAUUAAUAUUAUAUGUAUAUUUGUAUGAAGAUAUAUAAAAUUCCCAUGACUGUUAUAAAUGUGAAGAAUAAGCGUGCGAAGCCUUUCCCGCUACUUAUCUCAGGGUUGAAACUGAGUUUACGUUUUUACCAUGCAUAAGCGAAUUCUCGAGAUGUCUGCAGAGCACAUUCCAACGAUUGGCGUCUAUGUUUUCGACUGGGACAGAGUUAUUGUUUACACAAUACUUCGUGUGCGACAGGGUCAGAGGUAAUGUUCAUAUACUACACGUGCUUUGAUCUUCAUUGAAAAAUAUGUUACGUCACUUGUUAAGCUUAACGACUUCAUAAUUUACGUCGAGACUUCACAAUUGAAGGCUAGGUUGUGUGCACUGUCUGUGAGUAUGUUGCCAUACAUUGUUGUAAGAAUAAAUGCUA
Molecule: messenger RNA, 3126 nt
Organism: Mizuhopecten yessoensis (Yesso scallop)
Lineage: Eukaryota; Metazoa; Mollusca; Bivalvia; Pectinida; Pectinidae
Exons: 10
Coding region: 59-1636 (525 amino acids)
Source: RefSeq, a predicted model, not a curated record